Drosophila obscura is the source of this 1359-nucleotide messenger RNA. RefSeq lists its product as uncharacterized. Bases 321 to 1208 code for a protein of 295 amino acids. The transcript is spliced from 6 exons. Lineage: Eukaryota; Metazoa; Arthropoda; Insecta; Diptera; Drosophilidae. The record is from RefSeq and is a predicted model, not a curated record.
UCUGUGGGAACGGUUCGCGUACUUUUCUCGGCUCCGACAAUCAACUGAAGAAUUCUACAGUAAGGAAAAAACAGUUGCAACAAGCGCAACAGCAUAGACAACAGCCAACAGAUAAAUUUGAUCUGGAAAACUAAAUUCAUAACUGGAAUAAUUUUCGUAUAAACAAAUAGCAACAACAAGAAUAAAUAAUAUUUAUUACUCUGUGCCACGUUCCGUUUUGGCUUUUGUUUUUUCCGUUUUUCGGUUUUUCCGUGUCCGGAAUUGGUGUCGAAAGUGAAGGAAUUUCUGUGUCACUUUUACUAAAAUAGCAUACAAAAAAGAUGUCAGAGCCCGCAGCCCAACAACAGCAGCCGCAAAAUGGCAAGGAGCGCUCCAAGUCCACGGAGGAGAAAGAGAUACCGCGCGAACCGGCGCUCGUCUGCAAAGACAUCGAUAUAAAGACUGAACUAGAAAGCCUAGUGAAACUGCUGGAUGGCAAGAUCUACAAAGAGGAGGAGGUGGCCAUGGAGGAGCUGCAUCAGUAUUUGAUCGAGGACGAUGGCUCCUGGGCAUUGGGUGACAAUUUUCUGGUGUUCGUGCAGCGUGUCCUGCGCGAUACUCAGGCUUUUUCACCGGACACACGGAUACAUCUGAUACGCACAUUGGCCUAUGCGGCCCUCAAGGACGAUGUGAUCAUAAUUUUGCAUCAGGAUCGCCGGGAUCAUACGCUGAUGAACUUUGCCCAGGACAUUGAUAAGCACACACCCGAGGAGCAGCAGGCAUGGGCCAUGUUUAUGUGCAAUCUCUUUGAGAAUGUGGGUCCCUCCGAAUGGCUGCUGUACAUUUCGGAGUGGGAGUACAAUGGCCAGACAACAUCCAAUAUACGAGUCACCACCAAGGUGGCCGUCCACUGCAUUCUCUCCAAUUGUCCGCAGUUGAAAAAUAUUGGCAGCAUGAUCCUCUACAAUAUUGCCAUCAAGGAGGUCAAGACUGUGGUCUUUGAUGACAUUGCCGUGGAGCUGGCCAUGGCCAUUCUGCAGUUCUUCCAGAGCAGUCCCAACGAGGAUCAGAUCUAUCGCACACUGAAGGCACUCGCACGCUUUAUCGAGGUCUCGCAAGACGUACCAAUGAUCAUUCAGAUGAUUGGACCGCAUCCAAAACAAUUUACCGGCAAGAGCGAGCGUGUCGAUGAGCUGGUAAAGAUCAUAAGUCGCAAAGUGCCCGCCUAGACCCGGAUCCGAUGUGCGAAUCCUUCCAAAACAACCAAUAACCAUAGUCCCCCCCGCCUCUUUUCUAUAUAGAUUACUCGUAUAUUUUAGAUUUUUUUCUCUUUUUUGUAAAGCAUUUUGCGCGACACAAUAAACACAUUUUGUAGCCCCC